CUAAAACGAAAAAAACUCCUUCAACGCGAGAUCCAAUCAACACUUUGUUACGACCUUUUUUUUUCCACUCCUUUCCUUCCACCAUUUAACUACUUGUUCAGUUACUCAUUCUCUAUCACAAACAUUUUAUUUCACUUUAUCUUGCUCCCACACAUACGCUGAUUUAUCGAUUGACAUCCAUAUUAAGGUUGAAUAUUCAUCUUUUUAUUCACUAACCGUCAUUCUAUCAUCAUGUCUAUGUCAGGGUCGGGACCAGGCCCAGACUCAAGCUCAAAGCACUCAAGCACACUCCUAGCUCUUGAUGCGCUUCUUGCUAAUGCAGCCAAGGCACAUGCCUCUGCCUCAAGAAUAAGGACACCUAUCCGACGCAUGAAACAACCAUCACCGCCAAAUAGGCGCGACACUCUCGCACAUAAUCAACAUUCACACCUACCUUCGCCCUUUGUGACUGCGUCUCAUCCCGAUGACAACCAACUUGUGCUUGACUAUGAUGAGGAUGAAGACAAUAGUGAACACGAAUACAGCUUCGAUGAUAGUGAUUUGGAUGAAUCGGAUUUAUGCGCACUCACUUCGUCCAACGAUUUCACUGCACUCCUAGAAAGCCAUGUCCAAAAACAACAACUCUUGCAACGACAAUGUCUUCAAAGACAACAUCAAAAGCAGCAUCAACAACAACAACAACAACUGAAGGAACAACGGCCCCAAACUGAUAUGAAACAAGCAUUAGACAGCCACGCUCAUUCAAAACAGCUGGAUAAAGUCGAUAAGCCCAAUACUCAAGACACUAUGAAGCCACAGAAACAACAACAAACUAGAGAUGGGGACGAGACAACCAAUAUUGACUCAAAUGAUAUCGCGAAUGGGCUAAAAGAGUUGCCCAAUCCAUUUCAGGCCCCAGUUGCGGGUCCAGAAUCGUCGCUUACACGGCCGCGGGGGCCUUACAAGGCUAAAACCAAACAGAAUUUUCCCACUCCCACACCGACAAUGACUGUUGCCAACACAUCUGCUUCAUCAUCUACAGUAACAUCGUCUUCAGGGACAGCAGCAGCCGCCACAUCUGCGGAAGGCACUAUACCGACUGGAGCACCACCGAAAAGACAGUAUAAAAAGACAAUCCUGCGACAGCAGGCUGCACUCUUGGCUGCUCAAAUCAAAGAUGAAAAUGAGAUGCGGGACUUGGAGGCCACUCGACGUGUCAUGAACAGGACAGCUAUCAUUAAGCACCUACGCGUAUUGCGAUCGCGGCUUGCCUACGCGCAUUACAAAGUUAACAGAGGUUUAGAAGAGCAACCUCUGCACAUGGUUGCAGAGCUUUUCGAAGAAAGUCUUGAAGAUAGUUCUGAAGCUGAUAAUGCAAAAGUAUCUCGGAGUUUGUCUAAGACAAACAAUAAACCUUGUGCUACUCCAUCGAAAGUAACAACGGCUAAUACGAAUCAAACAUUGGUCACGCCGAGUCGUUCUAGCCGUACAGCAUCCCCUGGAAUCCCUAUUUCCCCGAGCAAGGCUGUUGAAACAGGAAAAACGCCACAUUCUAAGAAAACAGAUGAUCGGGACCAACCAAUUUUAAUUGGGUCUCAUUCCCUGCCUAUACCAUGGAAAACCCCCGUCAAAAACCGCGUUAGGCGUCAAUUGAAGUUUUUAUCUGAUGAUGAUGAUACAUGUUCAGAUGACGGCGAUGAGAUUGAUAUUCGCCUUUCUACACUGACUCGGCCGCCUAUGCGUCGCGUACCAGCUAAGGCAACUUUAGACCCCGAUCUUCCUACACUGACCAUGACCCAAGAAGAACUACUUGAGCAUCAGAGGCUUCAGCUAGAAGAGCUUCAACAGAAACAACUUGAGCAGCUUCAGGAACUACAACAGAUGCAAACGGAGCAACAGUUAGCCUUUCAGAGGGUUCACGCCCAAAGAUCAUCUCACCAGAAAACUUCGUUAGUAGGUAAUGACUUAGGUUACCUUAGAACUACAUCUCGCAGGUCUACGCUAUCACCUGGAGCUCCUAGGGCUCUACUUACUAGUAGUAGAGCAUCACCGCCCAUAUCACCAUCACCAUCACCAUCACCAUCACCAUCACCAUCACCAUCACCAUCACCAUCACCAUCACCAUCAUCGUUAAAGGUGGUAGACAAAUUUACAUAUAUCGAGAACUCAACUAUCAAUCCAGCACCCAGACCAAGACAGAUGGAGAUUCAACGGAGGAAUACGUUUGAUACCAAUAGCGAACUCAAAUCUGCAUUAAAAGAUGAGCUCCGGCAGCUGAUACAACAGCAACAGCAGCAACAGCAGCAAAGAGAAUUAGAAGAACAUCGUCUACGUCAACAAAAAAAGCUUCAGCAGAAUCGGCUAAAAGAGCAGGAACUACUUCGAAGGCAACGGCAGUUAGAACAGCAGCAAUUGCAGCAGCAAAAGCGUAAACAACUGUUGCUUCAACUACAACAACAUCAAAUAGAAGAGGAGGAUAGACAACGCCGUCUAGAAGCUUCGCCAUCCCGACAGAAAUUGCAACGACAACAACAACAGCAGCAGCAAAAUCAGCAACGAAAGCGAGAACUUCUUUCGGCAUCAUCACGAGCGACUACCACCGCCACAAAUAAGAACUCGCUUCUCUCAACCUUAUCUCCAUUUAAAGGACCUUCUUUGCUUAUGACACCAAAAAAGAAGAAGCCUUUGAACCCAGUUCAGAAGGCUCCAAGUACUGAAAACAUUUUGGCAUCGGCACGAUCUUCCACACCUACCAAGACGCGUUCCUUUUUAACGGCUGUUUCCCCUGCCCUAACAAUGGCCAAAAACACACCACUUCCUUAUAAUACUAGCAACAACAUCAACAGUAGGAACAAGCGGGCUCACGCAGCUUUUGAUGACAAGGAAAACCAACUAUCGCCUCCAUCAUCUCCAAUAUUAGGCCGACAACAAUUAGUCUCCAUAAAUAGGGAUGCGGACUUUAUCGCCGAUCAGAUGUCUUUGAUCAAAGCAUUUAAGAGGCAACGUCCAUCCUCUAUGGCCCCCAAGGAUGAUAUGCUGCCUCCAACCACCAUAUCUUCUAUAAUAACCCCUUCAAAACCCCCGGAGACGGAUCCUAUCGCCAUUUCUACUCUGCCCAGUCUGACAGAAGAAGGCUCUACAGACUUGUCUGUGAAUACAGGCACAACUGACUUUGCUACUACAGCCAUAACACUAUCUUCUUCUCCUGCAAUAACAUCAUUACCUGUGGAGGCACCUGUACUCACGCCCAUGCCCGUGCCUACAUCUGUAUCUGUGACAGACACAUCGGAGGUUUUGGACACUGCGCAGGUGAAUACAGAUUUCUUGAGUUGUUUUGAUGAGUGGAUGUCGGAUCUGGGAACGGAGGAUAUUUGCGGUAAUGGCUUCUCAGUUAACACAGCACCGCAGCCAGACUUUGAUUUUGGAACAAUGGUAUUUCCUAUGGGUAGUAGUAGUCAGCAGCCCGAUGUCCUGGAAGAAAUCGGCCGAGGUGAAUUGGGGGCAGAUGAUGAGCUUGGACAGGAGGAAGAUGAUGACGACGAUGACGAUCAGUCGGAUCAAGGAGACGAGACGGAAUUGGACGAAUCUGAGAUUGAUCGCCUACUGUAUUCUGAGGCUGGAGACGACUAUGACGUAUAUGGAACACAGCAGCCCGCUCUAGGCACGCCCGAAUCUGAUCUUGCUGGACAGGAUCUACUAACAAAUGAUGCAAUAACAGCCAAUCUGUAUGGCUGGUUUCCAACCCCAACGACGGUAACAUCAGUUAGCCAACAAGAUGAAGGAGCUGUUACUGUGAUAGAUCAACAGCCUUUGUCGCUGCUCUCGUCAGAUCCAAUACUGUCAUCGUCGCCCAUAGAGCUUACUGAAGGGUUGGGACUGGAUCUCGAAUUUGAUCCAGCUAGUGAUUCCUUGUGGAUUCAGCAAGAGCUUCGGCUCCAGAAUCAGCACCAAUAUCGGAACCAUAAACAACUCGAUUCUGAAAAUGUUGUCGCCAACUCUUCCCGACCGGGAACGCCUCCAUUGGAUUCUACAGCAUCAACUUUACUCUCAUCAUCGUUUUCAGAUGUCCUGCUACCGAUUGAACUCUCUUCUCCCACUUCGUCGUCACAGCCUAGUGGUCAUCAUCACUAUAUACCCAUGGGACCUGAUGGAAAUGUUGUAUCAUAUGAUCGAACCAGUGCCAAUGUGGCGGUUGUAGCUGCUGAUGUACAACAUGUAGUGAAUGAGAGUGAUGAUUUUUUACAAAAGUUUGAGCCUGGUCUGACACUCUCUACUACAUCUCCUUCAGACAUCUACUCUUGCGCUGUUGCUGCUGCUACAGCUGCUACGGUCGGUACAUGGGGAGAAGAAGAUUCGAAUGUUUAAGAUGUUUUUUUUAUUUUUAUUUUGUAAUACAAAUACAACUUAAUAUAUUAGUAAUGAGUACAAUAUGAUAAAAAGUAGCGAAG
This is a messenger RNA of Lobosporangium transversale, 4427 nucleotides long. RefSeq lists its product as hypothetical. NCBI's taxonomy places the organism in Eukaryota, Fungi, Mortierellomycota, Mortierellomycetes, Mortierellales, Mortierellaceae. The transcript has 2 exons. Bases 232 to 4344 code for a protein of 1370 amino acids. The record is from RefSeq and is a predicted model, not a curated record.